Bradysia coprophila is the source of this 558-nucleotide messenger RNA. RefSeq names its product calcium-binding protein SPEC 1A-like. Lineage: Eukaryota; Metazoa; Arthropoda; Insecta; Diptera; Sciaridae. The record is from RefSeq and is a predicted model, not a curated record.
AUGUUGUCUGUUGCCAGUGUCGUUGGAAAAUUUAAUCCGCCAACCGUUGCAUCGCAAUGGAAAAUUUUAUCGACAAUAUCUAAGAAGUUCAGCUCGAGCUCUGGCUUUUCCACUGAAGAAAUUGAGAAAUUCAGGAAAGUGUUCCGCACCAUGCCGACCUACAACGAAUCGAUUUCUUCCAAGGAUCUCGUCCAUUAUUUCCAAUCCACUAAUUUCAUCAAACCCAUGGAAACUUAUCAAAAGUACAUUGAAUUUUCAGACAAGGUAUUAGGCGGACGCAUACCGCUGGAUCAAAUUGUGAAAUAUCUUCAAACGGAACAUGAUCCGAGUCUACUACUGAAGGAAUAUUUAAUCAGUAUGGAUAGUGACAAUGAUGGGUACGUUUCGAAAGAGGAAUUCGAGUUUGGAAUGGAAACAGUUAAAAUGCAUGAUCCGACAGUAAGGAAUAUUUCUUACGAAAAGUUCGUUAAAGAGGCGGAUGCCAACAAGGAUGGAAAAAUUAGUGUUUCCGAGUGUGAAGAUUGGUUGAAAAAGAAUAUUGUGUCAGUGAGAUGUUGA